CUGGCAAAAAAAUCUAUUCUUAAAAUUGCUUCAAGUCGGAGAGGCGUCGAGAGACUUCCAGCGAAAUCCACCAAAUCUCACCGUCGGCGAGCUCCCGCCGCCGGCGUCCGGCGUUCCUUCCACCUGGGGAGUAACCUCCUUCCUCUCCAGGGGCGGAUUCUAUUUGCGCAGGGUCUCCAGAGACCCAAAUCGCAUCCUGCUUCCUACCUCUGUUUCCUACCAAGAAGAUGGCCAGCAGAGGCAAGCUGAUGUGGAAAUCAGAGUCAUCUAUAAGAGGUCUGGGUGCAGAAAAAGGGAAGAAUGCAGAUGAAGAAGUGACAGCAAAAUUCAGAAAGUUGAACCUGGCAGCUGGAGAGGAUGAGAAGCUGAUAAUGUCAGAUGAUGAGGAAGAUGAAGAUGAACCAAAAGUCUUCUCUGUUAUCGGUAAAGUCUUAUCUCCAAGCACUCUUCAAUUGCAGACUAUCAUGGGAGCUAUGAAACCAGCUUCGGGAAAUCCAAAAGGGCUAAGAGCAAGAAUGGUGGGGGAUAACGUAUUCAUUGUGGAUUUCAUGACGGAGGCAGACAAAGAGAGGGCACUAGAUGGAACCCCAUGGCUUGUAGGGCGCCAUGCAGUGCUCUUGAAAGAGUUUGAGAAGAAUCUUAGACCCUUAGAUGUGCGUUUUGAGUCAAUGCAUAUUUGGGUCAGGAUCAUAAACAUACUUUUUAAGUGGAUGAACAAAAAGAAAGGAUGGAAGGUAGCGGGUCUUGCAGGCAAAGUUGAUAAAUUAGAUGUUGACGAAUUUGGCGAUGCUGCAGGUAAAUAUCUUAGAGCAAGAGUGGAAAUCCCAAUUGAGAAACCAUUGAAGAGGUAUAUCACAAUUGAAACUUCAGAAGGUGAUGAAUACUACGAUCUACAAUAUGAGAAGUUGCCUUUCUUCUGCUUCUCAUGUGGCAUUAUGGGGCAUUCUGAAUUAGAAUGUCAAAACCCUUCAGGAAGAGAUGCAGAAGGUAAAUGGGAAUAUGAUAAUUCAAUAAGAGCCCCAGAAGAGAGGAGGAGGAGAAUUCAAUCCUUUGCACAAGCAGCGGCAACUUCAGAUUGGAGUGGAUCUUCAUACCGAAGUGAUUCUCAUUCCAGUUCUAAAGGAAAAUCCACGGAGCAAUCUAAUAGUCAGACCUUUGAGAAGGAAAAAUGUAUCCCAGGAGAAGUGUCGAGCCCUUCGGAGAAAAUGGGCAUAGGUAAGGGUGGAGGUGUCCAAAAUAGCAACACUUGCAUGACUCUUUUUACAAGUCAAGCUCAGGAUAUAAGUGUAACAUGAAGGAAGAGGAAGCCACUGAAAAACAGUAAUAACCGUCAACAACAAUCAGGCACUGUGGCAGAAAAAAAUUGGAUGUUGGAGAAUGAAGGAAACUUAGUGACAGUCCCUGUUCGAGGAAUAGAUGAAUUACCUAGAGAGUCCGGCCCAUCAAACCUUAUGGAGCUGGAACAAAGGGAUGCAGAGGGCGCCAAAAAACAAAAGAUGGAACUCUCCUUAUCAAAUGCACUAUCGGCGGAGGCUGCUUAUGUGGAGCAGCCCCGCCGGUCACAAUGAAAACCUUAUGCUUGAACUGCCGCGGGUGUGGGCAGCCCGAGGCAGUUCAGGAGCUCCGCCUUCUGGUGGAGCAGCAUAGCCCAGAAUUUGCCUUCCUCUCGGAGACAAAGAUGUCUGAAGAAAGAGCAAAGAAUCUGAGAUUUAAAUUGGGGUUUGAUAAUGCGAUAAGUAGUGAAGGGUUAAGUGGAGGACUAGUUCUCAUGUGGAAAAAGGGUAUUAUAGUGAGGGAACAAACCAAAAAUAAUUCUCACAUAGAUGUCACUGUCUUCAGGAGAACUUGGGAGAAGAAUGGAGAUUUACAGGCUUUUAUGGCCAACCACGAAGUCAAAAAAGGAAAGAAUCAUGGUAUUUGCUUCAAUUUCUAAGAUGUGCAAGUGAUUUACCCUGGCUAUGUGCGGGAGACUUUAAUGAAGUAUUAGAAGAAGAGGAGCAUUUUGGCUAUAAGGAGAGAGGGGAAUGGAGAAUGUCUGGAUUUAGAGAGGUAGUCCAAAUGUGUGGCCUCUCAGAUUUAGGCUAUACAGGGCUCCCAUAUACAUGGGACAAUAGACAAGAAGGAGGAAAGAACAUCAAAGUUCGGCUGGCUGGUGAGAAAUUUUUGCAGAAAUAUGGGGUUAUAAAAGUGUUACAUUUGCAAACCACAGAAUCUGAUCAUUGUGCAUUGCUAAUAGAUAUUGACCAACAACAGCAAGGCGAAAAGGUGAAAGCAAAGAAAAUGUUCCGGUAUGAAGACAUGUGGAGGAGAGAGCCGUGCUAUUAUGACAUAAUAAAGAAAUCUUGGUGGUGUAAAGGAGAAGGCCUGCAAGAUUUAAUGAAAUCCCUUUCAUUCAUGAAGGAAUCACUUCAAAGAUGGAGCUUUCAGACUUUUGGAUCAGUUAGAGGCCAGUUAGCACAACUGAGAAGUCAACUAGAGGAAGUAAGAAGAAGGAGCUGGCAGACAGGGCCGUCGUUAGUAGAAAGAAGUUUAAUGGGUCAAAUCUCAGAACUGCUAGCGAGGGAAGAGAUUAUGAUGCGACAACAAUCAAGAGUAGGUUGGCUUUUUGAAGGGGACAGGAAUACAUCAUUUUUUCACUCAAGAUGUAAGGAGAGGGCUAGACAAAACAGGAUCAAAUUCUUGCAGCGGUUAGAUGGAACAAUAUGUUAUAAUCAGAAGGAGAUGGAGGAAGAAACAAAUCAGUUCUUCAUAAAAUUGUUCAGUGCCCAGGACAACCUCUCAACGGAAGAGGUAAUAAACUAUGUACCUACAAAGGUUUCAAAUGAAUUGAAUGACAUGCUUUGCAGGCCAUUCUUGCAGGAUGAGGUUGAGCAGGCAUUAUUUAUGAUGAAGCCAAAUAAAUCUCCCGGUCUUGACGGAUUCACAGCUGGGUUCUACCAAAAUCACUGGGAUAUAUUGAAGCCUAGCAUUUGUGCGGCUGUUCUAAAAUUUCUGAAUGACGGUGAAUUACCAGAAGAGGUCAAUAAAACCAUUCUUGUUCUGAUUCCAAAGGCAACAAAGCAAGCAGCAGAGAGAAUUCAGGAAAUUCUGAACAUCUAUAAUAAAGGCUCGGGACAAUUGGUGAAUAAAUCUAAAUCUGCUAUUUUCUUCAGCUCAAAUAGCACGGAUCAAAUGAAAGAAGAAGUAAUGCAUGCUUUAGACAUCAGAAGAGAAGCGCUUGAAGAGAAGUACCUUGGCCUCCCUACGGCCCUACGAAGAAGUACGACAGGAGCUUUUGAGAAGCUAUGCACAAGAGUAAGCAACAUGGCGGGAACUGGAUUAGAAAAGAGGUUAAGUUCAGCUGGACGAGAGGUGUUUAUUAAAGUGGUCAUGCAAGCAGUGCCACUGUACUCAAUGAGUUGUUUUAAUCUCUCAAAAACAACUUGCAAGAAGUUAACAACAUCAAUGUCGAGAUUUUGGUGGGGAGGAGAUGGAGAUAAGCAGAAAUUGCAUUGGAAGAAAUGGGAUGAAAUUGCCCAACCAAAAGGAGCAGGAGGCAUGGGGUUUAGAAAUCUCCAAUUAUUCAAUUUAGCCAUGUUGGGGAAACAAGGAUGGAGAUUGAUAACAAAACCAGAAUCACUAUGUUCACGUGUAAUGGCUGGGAAAUACUAUCAUGGUACAGAUUUCCUGAAUGCCAAAAAGAAAAAAGGCAGCUCGCAUGUUUGGCAAGCAAUUUUGAAGGGUAGAACAGUACUACAGCUAGGAUUAAUCAAAAGAAUAGGUGAUGGUCUAUCAACCAACAUAUGGAAGGAUCGGUGGAUACCAAGGAUUCCAGGAGGCAAGCCAAUAUUUAAGAGCGAAGAAGUAACUGUGGAGAAAGUUUCAGAGCUCAUUAAUGAUGAUGGAAAAAGUUGGAACAUUCAAAAAUUGAAUAGUAAUCUAUCUCCUAUGGAGGUAAAUGAAAUCCUUAAGAUUCCUUUGGGAAGGUUAGACCAAGACCUAUGGGCUUGGGGUGAAGAAAGACAUGGCAUCUACACUGUAAAAUCAGCCUACAGAGCUUUAGCAAAGCAGUUCAGGGCUGAAAGUCAACAUCAUCAAGGAGUUGCACAAAGUUCAACUAUUGAAGAGAAUAAGUUAUGGAAGAAACUUUGGAACUUGUCAAUUCCCCCCAAGGUAAAAACUUUCUGGUGGCGUGUUAUUAAAGGCUUCAUGCCUGUAAAGGCUAUAUCGAAAAAAAGACACAUCGAAAAAUUAAGUAACUGUGUUGAAUGUGGUGCAAAUGAAGAUACUAUCUUCCAUGCUUUGAUAGAAUGUUCUUAUGCCCGAGUUUUCUGGAAUUUGUUUAAAAAACUUUGUGGCAUUAAGCUUCCCAAACUACAUCACCUAACUUGGGCCCAAGACAUUCUAGAUGAUGAAGUAUGUGCAACGGAAAAGGCGGGAUAUAUUUUGUGUGGCAUGUGGUCAGUGUGGACAUCAUGAAAUAAUAGAAUUCAUGGAGAUUCCUCAACUAAUCUAACUCAAGCUUGCAGGUGGGCGCAUGACAUGGCAUCAGAUCUGAUGUUGAAUGCAAAACCACAAGGAGAAGGAACCAAAACUAAGACCAAGACAUACUGGCAACGUCCACAAGAAGGCUACUAUAAAAUUAAUGUAGACGCAGCCUUCAAUUCAAAGGAUGAAAAAGGAGCUUCAGGGGUAAUAAUCAGAGACGCUGAUGGCACUGUAGUAGCGGCGAGCAGUAAAUGGUAUGAUUCAGUCCCUGAUGUUUUAAUAGCAGAAGCUUUAGCUUGUAGAGAUGGAGCUAAGAUGAUGAAGAUUCUCAAUAUUCGGCAAGGAACAAUGGAGACUGAUUCUCAGGAGCUUGUGUCCUUUUGGAGAUCCAAAAAACAUCAUAGAGCUAGCAUCUUGUCGAUUAUCAAUGAAAUACAAGAGCUGGUAGAAGGAUGUAGUGGUUUUGAUAUUUACCAUGUUAAGAGGGAGGCAAAUAUAGCAGCUCACAAAGUUGCCAAAUUUGCUUCUGAAUCAAAUCCGGAGUGUGCCUAGAUACACCAGGUGCCGGAUAGCAUCCUUCGGUGUACUAGACAAGAUUGUAAUCAUGUUACUAGUUAAUGAUGAAGCUCUUGUUUGA
Triticum aestivum (bread wheat) is the source of this 5104-nucleotide messenger RNA. RefSeq lists its product as uncharacterized. Lineage: Eukaryota; Viridiplantae; Streptophyta; Magnoliopsida; Poales; Poaceae. Bases 2032 to 4458 code for a protein of 808 amino acids. The transcript is spliced from 3 exons. The record is from RefSeq and is a predicted model, not a curated record.